This is a messenger RNA of Paramecium octaurelia, 2745 nucleotides long. The record is from the annotation of a GenBank genome assembly. NCBI's taxonomy places the organism in Eukaryota, Ciliophora, Oligohymenophorea, Peniculida, Parameciidae.
AUGUAAAAUAAUUGUAAAUUAUUGUGGAUUGAUAAACAAAUCAAUAAUUAAGAAAACUCUUUUUUCCAAAAAAGACUUAAGAAUAAAAUUCAAGAUUGUUCUUUUUUGGACUCGACUCCGGAAGCCUUGAAAAUUUUGAAAAAUUAAAAGUAAGAUGAUAAAUUCAUUAUAAUUAUAUCUGGUUAAUUUAUCUAUGAAGAGAAGGAGCACUUAAACGAUAACUUAAUUGUCUUUUGUGGAUAAUCUAAAAGACAUUUAUAAUAGUUUUUAAGUAAAAACGAUUUAUUAGUUCUUGUUGAUUCUGGAAUUGAAGAAGUGGAGGAAAUAGUGAGUUUAAAUGAAGAAUUCUUAAAUGCUAAAGAAUAUUUACACUAAUCAUUUGGUUAAAAGGCUCUAAAAUAGAUUCAAUACUAUCAUUAAUUUGAGGCUACAAGUUUCAGAUUUCUGUUGAUUAAUAAAAAAUUAGAAAAAAACUAAUAGCCUAAUGAGGAAUUAAUGAAUAAGGAAAUUUAAUAAUUUAUAUCAUAAGAUAUCUUCAAAAUCUGUCAGGUUGACAUGUAAAAAAAAGAAGAGGAGAAAAAAAAGGAAAAUCAAGGAAAAUUUAGUAUUUUAGAGAAAUUUAUAUACUAUUAUUCAAGAAAUGAAAUUUAUCAAGAGUUAAAUAAGAAUUUUGCAGAGUCUAAUUUUGAAAAAUUAGAAUAAAUUAUGUGUGUAUUGUUUUAAGGCUAUUCCUAAUUACAGUUAAAGCAAUUGCCUGAAAAUAAACUAUAUAGAGGAAUAAGCUUUUAGGAAUUAGAAAUUUAUAACAAUAUUAUGCAAGACCUACAGUAAAGCUAUAAGAAGAAAUAAAGUAUUUUUUGGAAUACUUUAGCUAGUACUUCUACCAAAGAGGAGGUAGCAAAAAGAUUUUGUACAAAACCUUACAAAAUAUUAUUUGAAAUAACAUUAAAUUAAUAAAAUCCUCAUCCCUACUUUUAACUUAAAGAUUAUAACUCUGAAUUUCCAAAUGAGGGUGAAGUAAUCUUGUUUCCUUAAUUUGAAUUUAAAGUUGUAGAUAUUUACAGCAAAAACGGCUAUUAGUAUGUUAAAAUCGAGCAAGCUGAUAAUAAUUUUUCAAUGUCUUUAGAUAGCUCUAAAAGAUAAAAGUAUUGGACCAAUAAAAUUGAGAUGGAUCUUAAACCAAAACUUAAAACGAUUUGUUCUUUUUAUUAAAAAAGAGUUGACUUUAUCAUUAAAAAUAUCAUGUAAUUUCCAUAAGAGGUUGGGGACCUAAGAGUUUAAUUGAAACUUAAUUUAAAUUAGUAUUUUGAUAGGUUUUUGUCUUUGCUUAGGAUGUUUUAUAAUGAUUAUGAUAAUUAUAAAAUGAACCUCAAUUAAUUAUUAGAUGCUUGUAAUGAAGAAAUAAACUUUGCCUUUAUCUUAGAAAACAGUUUUUUAAAAAGGUUGAGUAAGUUUAUCACAGAUGUUUCAGAUCUUCUUAUUGAUUAAUUUCUAAAAAUAAUACAAAAAAUAUUUAAUAUUGAGGAUUAUAAAAUUUAGUUGAAAAAUAUAUGGAUUGAUUACUAUUCUAAAUACACUUAUUCAACGUUUAAUUAUUAAUUCAAAGACAUUAAAAUCAAUUCAUUAACUCAAAAAACUCAAAAUUAUCCUAAGUGGGAAAUACAUAAAUAAGACAUUAAAUAGAUAUAAAUUCUAAAAUAUGCUUAAACUGAUACAAUGGCGUAUGAAUUGACAUUGCAUGACAAUAAUAAAUUUUUGUUGUUUAUUUCUGAAAAGAUCCCAACCUUAGUAAAAAAAUGUGUUGGGGCAGCUUCAACAGGCUAUACAGAUUAAUGGAAACCUUAAGGACCUGCUCUAGAAAUACAAAAUUUGAAAGUUGCUGAUAUUUAAAAAUCAAUUAAGGGUAACCUUGGAAAUAGCAACUACAACCUUGACAAAUUUAAGAACUUUUAACCAAAAUACACUUAAAAACAAAUAAUAGGUGCUGAAGCAGCUGGUUAACUUAUUGGAGCUACAAUAGUUGAUGCUUUUUACGGUUAAGUUAGCUUAUAAUAACUGGGUUUAAGUGGUACUUUUUUGUGUAUUUCUUCUGUAUUUCCAUAAAGUCGUUUACCUUUAGCAGGAGUUGGACUAAUUUGUUAAGUAACGAAAACUAUAUUUGAUGAAAGAGCUUCUAAUAUAGAAAAAGCAAUCAGUUUAGGAAAAUAAGUUGUAUAAACAGGACUAGGCAUAGCAUGUCUGACUGGUGCUUCAAGUAUUGGAGGUAUGAUUGGAGCUCCAUUUGGUCCACCUGGAGUGAUAGGUGGAGCAAUAAUUGGAGGGAUCAUAGGAGGUGUGGCAAGUUAAUUAACAUCUGUUGGCAUGGAUAAUUGUUUAAAAUUUAAAAUGGCAGUUUCCUUUAAUCCUAAAAAUAAAAGUAUCGAAAGAAAUGGUAUAUUAAUAUCACCUGGAGUGAAUCCACAAGUAGAGUUUUCAAAUGUGCCUGAUAAAGUUUAAAAUAUAGUUAUUAUUUGUAAUGCAAAUUAAAGGAUGGCUUGGCGGGCAGUAGUAAAUUCAUCAAUUAAGACUAUUAAGGAGAACUAAUUAGUUUAAGGAAGCCUUUACAUAGGACCAUUUCCUCAUGAAUCUGACAUAGCUUUUCAUGCUUUUGGGCUGGAAUCAAAUGAUAUCAAUAUAGAUACAAUUGUAGACGAAAUUAGUAAGGAAAAAAUCAACAUUAUUUGUUAUGAUAUGAAGAAGAUAUGA